UUUAUAGCAAGUGGAGGAAUUUCGGAGUUUGAAGUUGAACGUGCGUACGAAAAUUGUAGAAUCUUUAGGAAUUGAAGAGGAAUGGCGGCUGCAGGGCCUCCUGUUGAGGAUUCUGAUGAAUUUGAUGAAACUUAUGUUCUUGUUGAAUUGAAUGGUCUCUUCGAUGUUCAAGCAAGUGUCUCAGAAGCUCAACUACUAAAAAUCUGGGGCAUUGAAUCUGACGAGCAAGUUCUACAGCUUGAUGACAAGUUUUUCAAAGGUCAAGUUACUGAUGUUGUGGGCACGAAUAUUUUUCUCGAGACGAAGCAACGAAAACAUUCUGCUAAAUCAAUAGGAAACUCGAGCAAGACGAGCAAAUCACAAGCUCAUCUGCAGUAUCAUUGUCAUUCAACGAAAAUGCUGUCAAUGGAUCGUGUCUUUCUUGAACCAAAACAGUCAACUGUUGAAGCAGCUGAUGGCAUUGCUGACAGAGACGCAGUGCAGCAGUCGAUUGACUUGACUGGUGAGUUAUCAAGUGAUCUUCACACUCAAACUGCCGACAUUGUGAUGGAUGAUCAACAAUAACUGCACUCUAGCUCAGCCGUAAAGGUUAGUUGCUACAAUGUAUUCGGUUUCCGAGAAACUUGAGUUGUAGUAGCAUUGUAUCUAUUAAUGUGGCGGGAGACUAUGGUAGAAGGCAAACGCAUCAAGCAUUUUGAUUAGACAAUUGUUGUUAAUAUUAAUCAUUAUUUGUAAAAUUUGAUAUCAAUGUUUACCUUUCAAAUGGCGACUUUGUACCACUCAUUGUAAUUAUAGACAUUUUUAUGCGUUUAAUGAAUUAUUGUUACAAACUCAUGAAGCAUUUUUUCACAACAUGAACCAUGCCGUGAAGGUGAUAUUGUCUAGGGUGGUGCCCUUAUUUGGAUUAAACAUGUUGUUAAUUAAUCAUUAUUUGUAAAAUAAAUUUAAAAAUUAACUUGUAUAUAUUACUGAUUUAUCAAAUAUAAUUUAUUAAGAG
Corticium candelabrum is the source of this 997-nucleotide messenger RNA. RefSeq lists its product as uncharacterized. Bases 82 to 564 code for a protein of 160 amino acids. Lineage: Eukaryota; Metazoa; Porifera; Homoscleromorpha; Homosclerophorida; Plakinidae. The record is from RefSeq and is a predicted model, not a curated record. The transcript has 6 exons. Gene Ontology annotation, cellular component: transcription factor TFIIIC complex. Gene Ontology annotation, biological process: transcription by RNA polymerase III.